AUGUUUGAGUGUGACAAUCAUAUCUGCAUCCUACCAUACUGGAAGUGUGACGGUGACAAUGACUGUGGAGAUAACUCAGAUGAAGAGCUCAACCUUUGCUUGGACAUCCCUUGUGAUCCUCCAUUCAGAUUCCGGUGCCAAAACAACCGCUGCAUCUACAGACAUGAGGUCUGCAACACUGUGGAUGAUUGUGGAGAUGGAAGUGAUGAAGCAGAAGAACAAUGUAGAGCGCCUACUCCUAGACCAUGUACAGAGGACGAAUACAAAUGUGGCAACUCCCACUGCAUUCCUCAUCACUAUGCCUGUGACAACUAUGAUGACUGCAGAGACAGCUCUGAUGAAAUUGGCUGCAACAGAGGAACUGGACGACACUGUGGAGAAAAUAUCUGUGAGCACAACUGCACUAAUCUAGCUGAAAGUGGAUUUAUCUGUUCAUGCCAGCCAGGAUAUAAAGCCAGUGACAGUGACCGGAAUUCCUGCGAAGAUAUUAAUGAGUGUGAACUAUAUGGCAUGUGUCCACAAGACUGUAAGAAUUCAAAGGGAAGUUAUGAGUGCUUCUGUGCAGAAGGUUUCAGAUCGGUCGGUGAUCAGCAAGGAAAGCAAUGUGCAGCUGAUGGUAAUCCUCCAUUGCUGCUGUUGCCGGACAAUGUGCGAAUAAGAAGAUAUAACCUUUCUUCUGAACAAUAUUCAGAUUAUAUUGAUGAGCAGCAGCACAUUCAGGCCCUGGACUAUGACUGGGAUCCUGAGGGAAUAGAUCUUAGCGUUGUCUACUACAGUAUUCGUGGACAAGGCUCAGUGUUUGGGUCUAUCAGACGUGCCUAUAUACCAACAUUUGAAGACUAUGGCAACAAUAUGGUGAAGGAUGUUGAUCUGAAUCUGCGCUAUAUUGCAAAUCCAGAUGGAAUAGCUGUGGACUGGAUUGGAAGGCACCUUUAUUGGACUGAUGCAGGCACGAAUCGUAUAGAAGUAGCAAAACUGGAUGGUCGAUACAGGAAGUGGCUUAUAUACAUGCAGAUUGAUCAGCCAGCAGCCAUUGCAGUCAAUCCAGAACUAGGAAUUAUGUAUUGGACAGACUGGGGAAGACAGCCUAAAAUUGAACAUGCUUGGAUGGAUGGACAGCAGAGACAGGUGCUCGUGUCAGAGGACCUUGGUUGGCCCACCGGCCUCACCAUUGAUUAUAUCAAUAACAAUCGGAUUUAUUGGUGUGACUCCAAGGAAAAUGUCAUUGAAUCCAUCAAACCUGAUGGAACAGACAGAAGGACAGUUUUAUCUGGAGAUCUGGGCAAUCCUUAUAGUCUGGAUGUGUUUGAGGGCCAUUUGUACUGGACCACUAAGGAAAAAGGAGAAGUGUGGAAAAAAGAUAAAUUUGGAACAGGUCCUAAAGUAAAGGUCUUGACAAUAAAUCCCUGGCUCACUCAAGUGAGGAUAUACCAUGCUCAUCGCUACAACCAUACAGUUUCUAAUCGCUGUAAAGAUAUUUGUUCCCACCUUUGCUUGCUGAGACCAGGAGGGUACACGUGUUCCUGUCCCCAAGGAGCCCUCUUCAUGGAGGGCAGCACCACAGAGUGUGAUGCAGCUUUUGAGUCUCCCCCAACCAUGCCACCAGCAUGCAGAUGUAUGCAUGGAGGAACAUGCUAUUUUGAUGAGAUGGGCCUUCCGAAAUGCAAGUGUGCAUCAGGUUUCACAGGAAGCUAUUGCAAUAUAGCGUAUAGAGCUGGUUUACCUCCAGGAACAGCUGCUGUUGCUGUGCUUCUUACUGUGGUUUUGAUAAUAAUCAUUUGUGCAUUGGUGAUUGGCGGCAUGUUCAAUUACAGACGAACAGGAAAACUGUUACCGGCACUACCUAAAUUCCCCAGUCUUAGUGCACUGGUGAAAUCUACAGAAAACGGCAAUGGUGUGACGUUCAGAUCUGGAGCUGAUGUCACUAUGGACAUUGGAGUGUCUGGAUUUGGUGCAGAAUCUUCCAUAGAUAGAGCAAUGCAAAUGAGUCCAACCUUCACACUGGAUGCUGGGAAGGAACCGAUUACGUAUGAGAAUCCGAUGUAUUCUGACACCAGGGAAGGAGGUGUCAGCAUUGUGACCAUAACACAGCCACCAGAUGUGACUGAAACCACCAAUGUGCAAAAGUCUGAUAGCUUCGAAAACCCAUUAUACGCAGCUGUCACUCCUCAGACAACAGCAAGUACUGAAACCACCCAGACGGAAUCAAAGUGGAAUUUCUUCAAGAGGAAGGUUAAACAAAGCACAAAUUUUUGAAAAUCCAAUCUACUCAGAGAUGGAAAAAGAGCAACAACAGGAGACCGAAGAAGACCAAUCUCCAUUCGCGCCUCCACCACCUACCAAGCCAUCACAUAAAAAGGAGCCACAUCAAACGGCCUUCUCUCCAACAGAGGACACUUUUAUAGACACUGCCAACCUCGUCAAGGAAGACUCAGAUGUAUAA
This is a messenger RNA of Staurois parvus, 2443 nucleotides long. NCBI's taxonomy places the organism in Eukaryota, Metazoa, Chordata, Amphibia, Anura, Ranidae. The record is from the annotation of a GenBank genome assembly.